Messenger RNA from Schistosoma guineensis, 579 nucleotides. The record is from the annotation of a GenBank genome assembly. Lineage: Eukaryota; Metazoa; Platyhelminthes; Trematoda; Strigeidida; Schistosomatidae.
AUGGUAGAGAGUUUUAGACUGAAUUCGGAUACUAAACGACUUUAUCCUUGGAUAACAGCUGUACUUGCUUUCUCCUCGUUUCUUGGAGGACUUCUUUUACCACGUCGUAUGAUUCGCAACAUAAUUUUAAUAACCGCUGAGAAUAACAAUACUUCGGCACUACAAAAGUUUAUUCAGAUCGAUACCCAUGGAGCUUUUGGUAUUAAAAGUAAUGGUAGAACAUUCAAGAGACCUUUGAGAUAUAUAUCAUUUGACUAUAAAUCACCACACUCUGAUGUAUCCAGAAUAAAUAUUCGUGUCAAACAUGUACCUUUCGGUUUCAUACUUGAUUUACGAAAGGCAAAACACAUUGAUGAAAAUGAAUUGUGCUGUCUAAUGUACAAAGUUAAUCAGAAGUGUAGUACUUAAUUCUGUAAUAACUGUAAUAUGUAUUAUCUUAUGAAUUUCAUGUUACUGGAUAAAUAAUAUGAAUGCUUGUAGACAAUGUUCAUGUAAAAUCAGUGAUUUUUAAUCUACUGAAACUACUGUAUUACCAAUAUCCUACUCAUAAUUUAUACUAAUGGCUUACGAUGAAAUAAA